AUGGGUUCAGUUGCCAACGUCAGCGCCGAUCAGUGGCUCGCCGCCGCCAGCCACCGCCGUUCCGUAUAUCCCCUCAAGGGAACCAGCAGCGUGUCCGACGCCCGCGUUCAAGAAAUCAUCCAAAAGGUCCUCUCUUUCGCGCCGUCUUCCUACAACACCCAGCCCGUCCGCAUUACCCUGAUUACCGGACCCAAACACAAGCAAUUCUGGGACACCAUCAUUGCCGCAGCCGAGCCGGUGUUGAAGGGCAUCAGUGAAGAUGUCUGGAACGCCAUGAGCCCCAAGUUUCAGCUCUUCAAGAGCGCUUAUGGAUCUAUCUUGUUCUGGGAGUCUGGAAACACAAUCAAGGAAUCCGGAGAGACGCACAAGUCGGCCGCGCACAUGUUUGCCGAGUUCGGCGACCAUGCCAACGGCAUGCACCAGAUUCUGGUCUGGACCGCUCUCUCCUUGGAGGGACUCGGUGCCAACUUGCAGCAUCUCAAUGCUAUUCCCCCUGUCGAGGCUGCGAUUAAGAAGUUUGCCGGCGUUCCCGAGGACUACAAGCUGAAGGCGCACUUGAACUAUGGCGAUGAGGCUACCGAGCACCCUGCCACGCCUGGGAAGCUUCCGUUUUCCGAGACGUUGAAGGUCAUCUCAUAA
Messenger RNA from Metarhizium brunneum ARSEF 3297, 639 nucleotides. RefSeq lists its product as uncharacterized. The record is from RefSeq and is a predicted model, not a curated record. Gene Ontology annotation, biological process: cellular response to oxidative stress. Gene Ontology annotation, molecular function: oxidoreductase activity. NCBI's taxonomy places the organism in Eukaryota, Fungi, Ascomycota, Sordariomycetes, Hypocreales, Clavicipitaceae.